GAGCCCCGCCGGAGGCCACCAUUGCUUCAGUUUGAAGACAAGGGACUUCAAUCGGACGGCGAAGCUAGAAAUUUGUGAGGGAUUUUGAUAGGAGUCGUGGAAGGGCAGCUCCCAAAUACUAAGAAAUGGAUGGUGUUUACCCUGUUUAUAUAAAUUCGAAAAAAACUGUAGCUGAAGGGAGGCGGAUUAGCUUGAGCAAAGCAUGUGAGAAUCCUACUUGUGUUGAGAUUGGCGAUUGCUGUAACCAUCUCAAACUCCCAUCUGUUAUUGAGGAUAGUUUAUGGAUUCGUUUUCCACAUUUCUUUGAUCUUGCUUGGUAAUUAUGGCAAUUUCAUAUGGUUAAAAGAUUUAUGUUGUCCUGCCUCAUUGGUCCAUACAAGUUGUUGCAGCAAGAUCAGCUAAAGAACAAACUUUGAUCAGCUCUUGUUACUUGUUGUCAUGACUCGUGAAUUUUGCAAUGCAGAUUGAUAAGGCAUAUCCUCGCUACUUCAUGCAAAGAGGGAGAAAUGAUGGUAUUGCCGAAAAGGGAAGAUGGGACCUUAUACAAUCCAAUCAUUUCUUCUAAUAAGGGUACUUUCUACUUGAAUUGUUCCUAAUUUCUAUUGCAUCUUGAGAUAGUUUUCAUGCUUCUCGUGACUACUUUUGGAUUAGAUGUGUGGAUUUCAUUAUUAUA
Molecule: messenger RNA, 673 nt
Organism: Rubroshorea leprosula
Lineage: Eukaryota; Viridiplantae; Streptophyta; Magnoliopsida; Malvales; Dipterocarpaceae
Source: the annotation of a GenBank genome assembly